Cryptomeria japonica (Japanese cedar) is the source of this 885-nucleotide messenger RNA. Its product is annotated as probable glutathione S-transferase. Gene Ontology annotation, biological process: glutathione metabolic process. The record is from RefSeq and is a predicted model, not a curated record. Gene Ontology annotation, molecular function: glutathione transferase activity. Gene Ontology annotation, cellular component: cytoplasm. Bases 41 to 709 code for a protein of 222 amino acids. NCBI's taxonomy places the organism in Eukaryota, Viridiplantae, Streptophyta, Pinopsida, Cupressales, Cupressaceae. The transcript has 2 exons.
CUUUACUCUUGUCUGAACUUUGUGUUGCGUGUGAAUUGAGAUGGAGCAAGUGAAGGUGCUGAGCGCUUGGUUCAGUCCAUUCGGCAUGCGCGUCUUGAUUGCCCUGGAAGAAAUUGGCGUGAAAUAUGAUUAUCUAGAAGAGGCGCUACCCAAUAAGAGCGAGCUGCUCCUGCAAAUGAAUCCUGUGCACAAGAAAGUACCUGUCCUCAUUCACAAUAACCAGCCCAUAUGCGAGUCUCUCAUAAUUCUCCAGUACAUUGACGAGACAUGGGACUCCAAGCAGGUUUCACCAUUUGAUCGUGCCCUUGCCCUUUUCUGGGCUGAUUUCGCUGAUAAGAAGUUUUUUGACUCGGGUAUUCGUAUAGUGAAAUCGAAAGAUGAGGCUCAAGAGCAGGCCAAGCGUGACUUACUGGAGAACCUCCAAUUUCUAGAAGGUGCGUUGAAAGAAAUGUCAGCGGGAGGAUCCCUGCCCUUUUUUGGAGGGAAGGUUUUUGGGUUCGUGGAUAUUGCCUUAGCCCCCUAUGUGUCCUGGUUCCAUAUUUUUGAAACUAUUGGGAAUUUCAAGAUACCGUUUGAAACUGAAUAUCCAUUACUUGAUGCAUGGAGUAAGAGAUGUAUGAAGAGGGAGAGCGUCAAGAAAAUUCUUCCCUCCUCUGAUCGGCUUCUAGACAGGAUCUUCCAAAUCAGGAAGCGAUUUGUGGUAGAUUAAAAUGCAAGUGAUUUAUGCGCAAUAGACAGUAUUUGUUAAGCUGUUUACUUUGAGUAGCUAACUUUUGUAAGAUCGUGUCCAGAAGCUUUUCAAUGGCAUUCUUGAAUUUACUGUUGAACUGUUAGAUUAUAGAAUCUCAUCCCAACAUCAAUAAAAAAUAAUACUAUUUUCAGUAA